Messenger RNA from Parnassius mnemosyne (clouded apollo), 519 nucleotides. The record is from the annotation of a GenBank genome assembly. NCBI's taxonomy places the organism in Eukaryota, Metazoa, Arthropoda, Insecta, Lepidoptera, Papilionidae.
AUGGUAAUAAACACGUCCAAAUGUGUAUUAGGAGCCUCCACUGUAAACUUCUUAGGCUACACCGUUUCACCCGAUGGCGUCAAACCCUUGACCUCAAAAGUACAAGGCAUCAAAGAUUUUCCAGUGCCAAAGAACGUGAAAGAAUUGAGAAGAUUCCUGGAAAUGUUAAAUUUCUAUCGCAGAUUUGUCCCAGGAGCAGCAGAAACGCUAAAAGCGGUCUAUGAAAAUAUAAAAUAUUUUCGGCAUAUGCUCGAGGCGAAACACUUCACCAUAUUUACUGAUCAUAAGCCAAUAUGCUACGCAUUUCAACGUCGAAAAGAAAAAUGUUCACCACGGCAAUUUCGCUAUUUAGAUUACAUAUCCCAAUUUACAACGGACAUACAACAUAUUUCUGGGAAAGAAAAUGUCGCAGCUGACACUCUUUCACGAAUAGAGGAAUUAUCUAAGCCCGUCGACUUAAGCACACUCGCAAAAGCGCAGUCAGAAGAUCCUGAGUUAAAAAAAAAUUAUAAAUGGUGA